GCCUCUUGACCUUCUUUGUGCAGACAGAGAACAAUUUGGGUGAGGUGAAAGGACCACUAUGAGAGGCUUGCAGCUCAGAAGGGGGUUGCUGGUGCUUCUGCUGCUUGGGACACUGUCUGCUGUCGUCAACGCAGCCGGCGUCACGAGCGCCGAACGAGCUGGAAGAAACCAGAGGAGAGGUGGAGGCGGCGGAGGAGGAAGCGUAGAGAAGAGAAGGAGGUUCCACCGCAUCCAACACGGCCAAUGCAGCUACACCUUUAUCCUUCCGGAGCUGGACGCAUGCCAGGGCGGAGGACCACAGUCGCACACAGAGCAAUAUGGCAGCUCCCGCUCAGCCGGGGCAAGUGUUGUACAGAGGGACGCGCCGCCCAUAGACAACGAAUGGUCGGCUCAGAAACUGCAGCACCUGGAGACGGCAAUGGAGAACAACACGCAGUGGCUGCAGAAGUUGGAGAACUUCAUUAAGAAGAGCAUGAAGCCGGAGAUGGUUCAGAUCCAGACCCAUGCUGUGCACAACCAGACAGCCACCAUGCUGGAGAUUGGAACCAACCUCCUUACACACACAGCAGAGCAGACACGAAAGCUCAACGUGGUCGAAGCCAAGGUGCUGAACCAUACAUCAAGGAUAGAGAUCCAGCUUCUGGAAAAUUCUCUGUCCACCAACAAGCUGGAGAAGGAGCUGCUCCUGCAGACCUCUGAGAUCAGCCAGCUACGAGACAAGAACAGUCGUUUGGAGAGUAAAGUACAGAUGCUGGAGUCUCAGCAGAGAGGAGAGCUGGAGGACAUGAGAGAAGAGAAGAACCGACUACAGUCUGUAGUCAGGACUCAGAUGGCAGCCAUCGAGUCGCUGGAGAAGCAGCUGAGGGUCGCCAGCAGCAACAACACCGCUCUGCAGAAGCAGCAGGCCCAGCUGAUGGAGUCCGUCCACACACUCAUUAACAUGGUGUCUAGCACUACAGGGUCAUCUCCUAGGAACCAGAGGUGGAAGGACUGUGCAGACGCCUACAAGGCUGGCCACUCCGUCAGUGGUCUUUACCACAUCUACAUCGGAAACAUGACUGAGCCCAUACAGGUGUACUGUGACAUGGACACCAGCGGUGGAGGGUGGACGGUCUUCCAGCGUCGAAUCAAUGGCAGCUUGGACUUCCAAAGGACCUGGACAGAGUACAAAAUGGGUUUCGGGGAUGUGUCAGGGGAGCACUGGCUGGGUAAUGAACAGGUGUACCAGCUGACCAGUCAGGGUCAGUACUCGCUCAGAGUGGAACUGAGAGACUGGGAGGGAAGCUCCGCCUACUCACAGUAUGACCGCUUUACACUGGCCAGUGAGAGACAGCAGUACAGGUUGUAUCUGAGGGGUUACAGUGGCACAGCAGGGAAGCAAAGCAGCCUUGCCACCCACGGGACUGGUUUCAGCACCCGGGACCAGGACAACGACAACUGUGACCACUGUAAAUGUGCUCUGAUGCUGACUGGAGGUUGGUGGUUUGAUGCCUGCGGUCUUUCCAACCUGAACGGUAUGUACUAUGCUGUCGGCCACAACAUCAGGAAGCUCAACGGCAUCAAGUGGCACCACUUCAGAGGCCCCAGUUACUCCCUCCGCUCCACCGCCAUGAUGGUCCGACCAUAUGACUUCUAACAACACCUCUCUGCUCCACCAUGGCACAGCCCAAUGACUUAAGGACACUCUGAUUGGCAAUCCCAAUGGGAAAACCCAAUUAAUAUAAUAUGGUACAGCCCUAUGACUGCUAACAGAACCCCCUCUGAUUGAACAACAUCAGAUUUCA
Molecule: messenger RNA, 1784 nt
Organism: Myripristis murdjan (pinecone soldierfish)
Lineage: Eukaryota; Metazoa; Chordata; Actinopteri; Holocentriformes; Holocentridae
Gene: angpt4
Product: angiopoietin 4
Exons: 10
Coding region: 59-1636 (525 amino acids)
Source: RefSeq, a predicted model, not a curated record